Lepisosteus oculatus (spotted gar) is the source of this 4738-nucleotide messenger RNA. Lineage: Eukaryota; Metazoa; Chordata; Actinopteri; Semionotiformes; Lepisosteidae. The record is from RefSeq and is a predicted model, not a curated record.
GGUGCUCCGGUGUAGAUGUUUCUUAGCUGCAGAAAGGUGUAAUAGGACGUUAUGCCAUCUGAAACGUCUUUAAAAGACAAUUCAGAUUGGUAUAGUUGAUUGUCAUUUCAUAUUAUGUAUGUGUUCAGAAAGAAGACUUCGGAAUUAGAAAUGGACAAUCAAACAGCAGAGGAGGUGGCCAGCGAGGCUUCCAUAGAGCGAAAUGGCAUCAACAUGUCCGAAUUCUCAGAUGAGAUCUUGCUGAACAUUCUGAAACACGUGCCCACCCAUGACCUGGCUCUCAGCGUCAGGAGAGUGUGUAAAAAGUUUGCCACUUUGUGUCUGGACAAGAGCCUCACCAACUACGUGCAGGUUUCCAGGGAUUAUCAAGUAAACGAUGAGACUGUGAAGCAAGUGGUGAAAGAACUGGCUGCAGAAAUCCGCACCCUCAGCCUGAGUGGCUGCUACUGGCUGUCUGGGUCGGUCAUCGACCAGCUGUACAAGUGCAGGAACCUGGUCAAGCUGGACCUGUCGGGCUGCCGCCUGACCUCGCUGCGCCUCUCCAAGAUCCUGUCCUCUCUGCGGGACCUGCGCUCCUUGGCCAUCGACAUCAACCACGGCUUCGACUCCAACCAGCUGAGCAGCGAGAGCAAGGCCACCCUGAGCCGCGUCACGGAGCUCAAGCAGACUCUCUUCACGCCCUCCUACGGGGUGGUGCCCUGCUGCACCAAUCUGGAGAGGCUGCUCUUGUACUUUGAAAUUCACGACUUCACCAGGGAAGGGACCACGGUGCCCUGCCAGCUGAUGGUCGGGCAGAGCAGCGUCCCUCAUUACCAGAACCUCCACGUGUUUUACGCCAGGCACGCCCCUGGCUAUGUCAAUCAGACAAUCCUGAGCCUUUACCUAGCUGUGUUCAGCGUGCGUGUGCCAGACCACCUCAGGACUUUCGUCAUCUCGAUUCCGGGGAAUUUUCCAGAGAGCGGGCCAGCUGCUAAGAACCUCAUGGAUGGCAUGGCCAAAAACGGUGCUGUGGAGGCCUUGCAGCUUCCCAAAACCUGGUUGGACAGCUCCUCCCUUUUGCACAUCCUAAAGCUCAGCACCCCUCGUUACUUGAAUUUCAGCCGCUGUGCAGUGUUUGGGAGCCACCUUAUCCACUGUGUGCUGAACGAUGGCAAAGACCUCAAGCACCUAGUAAGCCUGAACCUCAGUGGCUGUGUCCACAGCCUGGCCACAGAGUGCACGCGGAAAGCCGAAGAUGAUAUAGACUGCCAGGUUCUGGAGACUCUUGUCAGGACUUGCCCCUACAUCAGGCAUCUUAACCUGUCCGCAGCGCACCACCACAGCCCCGCAGGCACAGAAAAGCACCUGUGCACGGUCCUAGCUAAGCUCAAAAGCCUGCGCUCUUUGGCGCUGCCCGUGUGUGCUGUCGCCGAUGAAGGGAAGGGCUCGGAGCAGUCGUCGAGCAAUAACCUGCUACCGGCUUCGAACUCGGUGAUGUUGGGCAUCAAAAAGAGCGUCCGCAUUGGGGUCCCAGCCUACAAUCCCAAAGCCGGCAGCGAAACAGCUCACUCCAGCUUUAAAGUCCUGGUAGAGGGCAACCCUUUCUUAGAAGAGCUGGAACUGAUCGGCUCCAACUUCUCCUCAGCCAUGCCCCGCAAUGAGCCCGCCAUCCGCAAAGAGCAGGCGCCAUGCUCCCGGGCACGGCACAUCGGGGAUGAGGAGGUGGCCGGGCUGGGGAAACUGAGGUUCCUGAGGCGCUUGACUUUGGCACAGCUGCCCGGGAUUCUCAAUGGGGCUGGGCUAUUGCAGGUUGCCAUGAGCUGCCGGGACUUGCAGGUGCUCUCGCUGGCCAACCUGGGCAUGCUCAAGAAAAUCACCUACAUGCCAGCUCUUAUGGAAGCGUUGGUUCACUGUAAGCAGCUGCAGGACCUCAGGCACAGUGCAGUUAUAUAUGUGAAGGGAGAAAAAAACAAAAAGCCCAGCAGUCUGACUUCGUAAAACUAAGAAUGCAACUAAAUUCAGCUUUCAAAGCUGAAUUGAAAAGAUCUUCCAAGUGUUUAAGUGAGAUUUAAGAUGUCCCUUAUGGAUAUGGGGAAUAAGCUCCACAGAAGAGGUGCUUCUGCUCUGGAAGAAGAUUCUGUCGCUCAUCGAGUCAGCAGAUCCCAGGUUUAUUUCACUGUAUCCUUGUUCAUCCCAAAGAUAACCUGGACUAGUCAGUGUCUUGUACAUGAGCAGGAAAACAUUGAAGUACUAAGGUAGCCAGUUUUUUUUUAAAAUAAGAAAUGAACUACAUCAUUCUACGUAGUAUCUUGGGAGGUAUUCCAGUAUGUUAGCCUAAUCUUAAUGACAUAUAGUCAUGUAUCAAUACUUAAGCAAUACACAGGCAGAGGAAGGAUCUUAACUCAGCUGUGAUAAUGCAGGUGGAAGAAGGAUAAAUAUGGGAUGUUCUUGAUAUUUGCUUCAAAUGACACCACAAGGUCAAAGUAAUACUAACAUUUGUGACUUUUUUAAGUGUUUGAUUUCAGCACUCUGAACAACAACACUCAACUCGCCAAAUACAACUUCAAAGUUGAUUAAUUUAACGUAUUUUUGCAAAAGGCUUAAACAUAGCAUAGCACUAUAAUACGCUGAAAUAAAGGAGUGAUUUCGGGGUCAGCAAUAUUUUAUCCUAAUUUCGUUUAAUGAAGCAAAAGAAAUUAGGAAUUGUUAUGUGAAACAACAAGGUUUGAUAACUUUUUCAAAAACUCAGAUGUUUUUAAAUUUGUGCAUCGUGAAUGAAUACCACACAAAACUGAAAGGAUUGUUAUUCUCGUAUUAUGAAACAUGCAGAUUGUUAGCAUCUUGGAAGAAUGCAGGUCUGAAGGCCAGAGUCUGCCCUUUUCUGGCAUCUGGAUUUGAGAUAUGCUGCUUGUUUAGCAUUGUGAACCAGAUUAAGAUAAUCAGGGAGUCUGUUUGUAUUUCUGAGGAAUACAAAAUCUCUAUAGCUCACGUUAAAUGUUCAGUUUAGCAACUUGAGUAAAAUAUAGUCGAGAAGAACUUCUUCAUUUUUUGUUUUGUGUUAUAUAUAGGUGGCACAGUGACGCAGAGGUAGCAGUCCUGGGUUCAAUUCCAGAUCUUUGGCUGCUAUCUGAGUGGAGUUUGUAUGUUUUCCCCAUGUUUGCAUGUGUUGCCUCAGACAGCCCAAAGACAUACUGGUUGGAUAAUUGACUUAUGGGAAAAUAGGUAGAUGGACAGACGUUAUAGAAAAUCUGCCUGGCCAAAAAACAUCUUUCUACUGUACAUACUGAAAUAUGAGAAUCCUACCUUAUUAAAAUUGCCAUCAGGUUGAAUAAGGUUUUAAAUUGUGGUCUUGGAAUUAGUAUUUGCAGUUAGAAUUGGUCAUUCAGAUUUGUUUUGUUACUUGACAAGAGGGAUGUUGAAUCCACUCUUGAAAUUUAAAUAAAUUGGUAUAUUCAAUAAACAACAGGAGAAAAAGCAUUCCCCUUUGUUCAGGGAUGGAAACUAUUUCAAACCAUUGUACCUUAAGCGAGAUGCAUGUUUUGAAACAUCUUCCCCUGGAAAUAUUGUUAAAUUUGAACACAAGUGAGCACCAGUCACUGUCUUGUAACAAUAUUUGACAUCUUUGCUCCACUGACCUGUAGCCAGGGGAUUUCAGAAAGCGUGGCAUGAUUUAAAGUUGCCAGCAGAGGGCACAGCUUCCCUGUUCUGAAGCAGCAAAGAACUUUUUAAUGGUUUAACUCUCAGUUUUAGAGUUAUUAACAUUGACCAGUAAAAUUAGUCAUUUCCUAUGUGCAGUGUGGCUUUCCAAACACACUACAGUACUGGUUCAAGUCAGCUUAACUCCGUCAUUUUAAUAGAUUAAAAUGUGGGAAUUGUGAUAGGUUUUUGGAGGGAAAGAGGCAGGAGAUUUAUAUCCUUUCAGAUUUCAAAUUGCCUGUUUUUGAGACCGUUCUGAAACUUAUUUAAUGGGAAAACAUCUGUUUUGAAAAAGGUGGGGUUUCUGUUGCAUAACAUGAUCAAUUAGGCUUAGUGUGUUCUGCUGUACUAGGGAAAAGUGACAACUACAAACCACAUGCUCAUUGUAGAGAAUUGAGGGCUGAUUAAUGUUCAUUCCCAUAAUUCACUUGCUCUUAAAACACACCACACUUAUGAAUCACACUUCAGUUUUUUUUACCUUAAACAUCAUUCUGUGUUUGUCUUUCUGUGUGCUGUGCUUAGUGAUGUCUUAAGGCUUACAAUUAUGGAUUUGUCCCUUCUACAAUACACAGUAACUAUGCAUAGUCACCAAUGUAGUUCAAGUAGGUAGCUGUGUCAGCAUGGGUAGGCUGCAAAGGAACAAGGUGACAUCCGAAGAAGGCUCCACAUCUGAAACGUUGUGUUUCUUUUCUUCUCUUUUCUGCAUGGAUGUUACCAGUGUGCUUAUCUUUGUGAUGAACCAUUAUACCAUUCCUCCAGGUGAAAGAAAAUCAGAAUGAAAACGUUUUAGACAGAAUUUCUUUACCUUUUAUUUUGUAUAGCUAAUCAAGAGUUAAUUGUUUUGGCAACCCAAUAGGAUGCCUAUGUAUUUGCCUUUGUCAUUUGUAACAAGCGAUGGUUCAAAGCUUCUAAAGCUUUGGGGGAAAUUCCUGUGGUAUUUUUUCAUUCGUUUUUUUUUUUAUCCCAAAAUUCCAUGGUCAAGGAUGAUCUCAUUAUCCUUUUUUCUCGCUUGCUCCCUGAUGCCGGGGCCGAACCCUGGCUCCGCGCUCCCUUGCUCGCUCUG